Molecule: messenger RNA, 1550 nt
Organism: Cannabis sativa
Lineage: Eukaryota; Viridiplantae; Streptophyta; Magnoliopsida; Rosales; Cannabaceae
Product: non-classical arabinogalactan protein 30-like
Exons: 1
Coding region: 849-1391 (180 amino acids)
Source: RefSeq, a predicted model, not a curated record
AUUAGAUAUCUGAAUGAAAAUGAUUAGCCCAGAUGAGAAAAGGGUGGCAACAAAAAUUCAUUUUCUCCUGCAAUUUGGUAUAAACAAACUGUAAAUUAGAGGUCAGACCCGCUUAUAUUAUCGCUGGGGAAAACCGAAUACAAAGCUGACAAUGCACAAGCGAGAACUCCCACUUCACAAUGCGCCACCUUGUUUGAACCUUGAGACUUAAAUUAAAGCUCAAACCACCUGAAUUUAAUUAUCCAACAAAACAUCUUUGACAAUCAAAUCUAUCUCACCAAAACAUAAGUUGUUCAAAUUAAGUAUUCUAAUGGACACCAAAUUAUUCCAUUCCAGAUUGUAUGUAGUUCCGUUACCAAAGGAGAAAAACGCUUGUUAUAGCAACUGAAUGAUAUUAUACUUAAGAGCAAACUAAAACUUGUUAAAACGAAAUAUCAUUACUCUCCAAAUGAUCGAAUGCUCACUUCUUUAAGACUAAUAAAAAAGUUUAAAUCAGAUAGCACCCGGGAAAGAUCAUAUUAUCGUUAAUAAAAUGUUAUAAUAUAUCCUUAGAUUGUUAACUGAUGUGUAUUAUAUUAUUUUUGCAUUAAACAAAAGGAAAGGUGGGCUUCACGUAUUAUGUGGUACGAACCAUGACAUGGAAUGGAAGCCGUUGACAAAACAUGCAAUGCAAGCUUAGUUGCUCUCACGUUGAUCAAAUACCUUCUAAAUCUAUCAAUAUUUUCUCAUUAUCCAAACAAAGCUAGGCUUCCUAUAAAUACCAAUCAAAUCAGAAUCACUCACCAUUAAAACUAGAGUUUCCCUUCUCUCUAACAAGCUUUAGUCAGUUCCAACAACCAUCAGAAGAAAUGGCAAGCCACCAAUUCAUAAUCCUCAUCUCAACACUUCUUCUCCUUCCCUUGGCCUUCCCUUCCAUUGCAGCCAGCGAAUAUGUCCCCGCCAAACCGAUGGAGAAGGAAGUCUCCGUUGUAGUGGAAGGAGUGGUCUACUGCCAGAGCUGUGAUCAGUUCGGAAGCUGGUCUUUGACUGGUGCCAAGCCAAUUCCAUCGGCUAAAGUCAGCGUUGUCUGCAAGAACUACAGGGGUCAAGUGAGCUACUACAAGUCUUUUGAAGCUGACAAUGAAGGGUAUUUCUAUGCUCAGCUUGUUGGAUUCCAAACGAGCCAUGAUUUGCUUGAUCAUCCACUCCAAUCGUGCAAAGUCAAACUUGUUUCGUCUCCAGAUGAGAAAUGUAACCUUCUUUCCAAUAUCAACUAUGGAAUGUACGGUGCUCCUCUUCGUUUUGAGGACAAGGUUUUGAGAGGCGGCAAACAUUAUGAGGCUGUGAUAUACGCCGCAGGACCUUUGGCUUUCCGCCCUAAUGAUUGCCCUCCUCCUACCACUCAUUACUGAUAAUUGAACCAUGACUGAAUUCUCUAUUAAUAUCUACAUUCUUUUUCUUUUCUUUUCUUCCUUUUCUGUUUUGUUCAUGUUGACUCAUGUAUCAACAUUUUGUUUCCAUACGACUUUUUGAGAAAUAUAUAAAUAAACUAUGCAGCUGCUAUACCUAUA